Acanthaster planci (crown-of-thorns starfish) is the source of this 2204-nucleotide messenger RNA. Its product is annotated as POU domain, class 4, transcription factor 3-like. The record is from RefSeq and is a predicted model, not a curated record. Lineage: Eukaryota; Metazoa; Echinodermata; Asteroidea; Valvatida; Acanthasteridae. Gene Ontology annotation, biological process: regulation of transcription by RNA polymerase II. Gene Ontology annotation, molecular function: DNA-binding transcription factor activity, RNA polymerase II-specific; RNA polymerase II cis-regulatory region sequence-specific DNA binding.
GAGAGUGAAAGCGCGCUCCCGAGUAAACACUGCCACGAAACAAAUACAGAGGCAUAUCGACUGCGGGUCCGAAGGAGCGGCUGGGAAAAAUCCCCAAAAUAUUCGUCCGGGAAAAAAGCUCGACAGACAUUACGGUGGCGUCAAUACAGGGAUACGGUGGGAGCUGGCGGACUCAAGGUGUAGUCAUGAACGUAAAGGACCACGUUAGUAUGCAUCCACCCAUACCAGCGGCUCCAAAGUAUUCACCUUUACACCACCGACACCAUGAUCGGGGAGCCGAGAUGAUGAGACGGCAUUGCAUGAGCAACGCCCCGAGCAAUCUCUUCGGAGGCUUAGAGGAGGGGCUCCUAGCUCGCGCGGAAGCUCUGGCGGCAGUUGAUGUCAUGUCCUCAAUGGUCAAGAACAACCAGCCCCACAUGAACAUCAAGAAUGACCACGUCUCCAACUACUCUCCUCAUCACAUGAACGGCGGGAUGCAUCCGGCGUCCCACCACUACGGCAGCGGCACCUCAUGCGCCUCCCGCUCCAUCCACGGCCACAUGGAUCACGGCGAAUUCCUGGAUCCGAUAUCGGCGACAGCCUCCCUGCCCGGCUCGACCAAUACUAGCCUGUCUGGGGCCGACAUGCAAGGGAUGGUGGUCGCCCCACCCCACCAGAGCUUUGCCGCCAUGUCAGGCCAGCCUGGCCACUUCAACACGGCCCACAGCAUGAUGUCGCACAACAUGACUAUGCACGACCUGGACACCGAUCCCCGGGAGUUAGAAGCGUUCGCUGAGCGCUUCAAGCAGCGCCGGAUCAAGCUGGGGGUGACCCAGUGCGACGUGGGCAAAGCGCUCGCCAACUUGAAACUGCCCGGGGUGGGUUCGCUCAGUCAGAGCACGAUAUGCAGGUUCGAAUCCCUCACGCUGAGCCACAACAACAUGAUCGCCCUCAAGCCCAUCCUGGCUGCCUGGUUAGAGGAAGCAGAGGCCGCCGCCAGAGACAAGAGGAACUCGACGGGAAUCCUCAACAACAUGGAGAAGAAACGCAAGCGCACCAGCAUCGCGGCACCGGAGAAGCGGUCCUUGGAAGCUUACUUCGCAGUGCAACCUCGGCCCUCCAGCGAGAAGAUUGCGGCCAUAGCUGACAAGCUGGACUUGAAGAAAAACGUCGUACGGGUGUGGUUCUGUAACCAGAGGCAGAAACAGAAACGCAUGAAAUUCUCAGCGCAACCCAGAUGAGACUGCUGUAAACAUGUAAACUAUAUUUAUAUCAUAGAAACAGUAAUAACAGUGAAGACGCCGCCAUGAUAAACUUUGACCUUUAAGAAAAUAGAUCAAUCAAUCAAUAUCACGCAGGUCGCCCCCCGCACAUGGACAUGUUAGCGAAAAGAUACAAACUAAAGCAAGGCCAACUUCUCCAUUGAAUUCCCGAACAUUGAAAUUCCUGGAAAGUGGGGAAUCGUUGACCACUGAACGUUUACGUUUCUUCAAGGGCAGCUUUUAGACUCUAAUUUGUCAAAACCAAGGGCUUGGACCGGGCUGAUAAACGGGCUUUUGCUCAUCAGUCAUUUGAUUACGGCUUAAGCACUGGACUACAUUUCUCAUCGGUUUUCCAUCUUUUUGAUUCACGAGGCCGAAAAUCUGGCCAUGUCCAAAUUACACACAACUCUACUGGAAGGGGCUGCAAACACUGCCAUAGACCCGUGCGUAACAUCAAGUCGCAGCCAAGUAAUUCAGACCGCCCUAUCUGCCGUGAUCGUAUAGCCAUGUUCCACCGUACAGUGUGGAGUGGUAUCUAAAGUGAUGUGAUAAAAAAAAGAACCUCUGUCUUUUUCUUCCAUAAAUUCCAACCUGUUAAAGGUUACACAAAAAAGUGCUCAUAGACAAUUCAGUUUUGGAGCUCCUUUCAACUUGCUCUCCACUUCUUUAAUGACAAACGCCCUCUCCCACUUUUAUUGUGCUAAGUUACAUAUUUGCUUAUGUGUAAUUAUUCACUCUAUCCGAUGGACGAGUCGGAACGCUGAAUAUUUUUCGCCGAAGACAAACUUUUCCUUUCUUCUGUGAUACAUCGUAACUUGUUGCUAAUUCGCUCCUUGAAAAAAUGUUGCAAUCGAACAAAGCAGCUUUAAUUAUACAAUGAUUUUUAAAGGAAAAAUUGUAUUCCGUUAGGUCAUAACAGUGCAGAGCUGAAGAGGUUAUUAUUAAACAAAUAAUGUAGAAAGU